UUCCCUCCUCUCCCACGAUCUGAAGACUGAAGGUCGGCUUGUGGGCUAGGCUCCAAAAGUUCCCCUCUGUAGUAACCACAACGGAAGAGAGCGUCUAGGAGUGAGAGCGAGAGAGGGGGAGAAAGCGAGAGCAGCUCGAGAUCGCCUUGCUAGUGGCGGACGAGUGUAGAUCUACGUACGAGAUCAGGACUCCCUGGUUUGUUCAAGGAUAGGGAUUCGCCACUACCACCUUCUUGAUCUCGGCGUUGGAUUUGGGAAGCAGAGAAAACCCUAGCUUCGCGCGUCGCGUCUUCAAGUUCAGGUUCCGAACUCUCGGUAACGACCUUCCGCUCGGUGUGUACUCUGUUCAUCACUUCAUCCUAUAAUGAGAGCAUGAUGGUGCGUGAGCAAGAGAAGAGAUUUCCUGCCAAUUCUAACGACUACAAAUUAUUUGAGAAAAUUGGUGAAGGUGUCAGUGCUACUGUCUACAGGGCUCUUUGUAUCCCCCUAAAUAAAACAGUUGCUAUCAAGAUUUUGGACCUCGAGAAAUGCAGUCGUGAUCUGGAUGGGGUCAGACAUGAAGUGCGAACAAUGAGUUUGGUUGAUCAUCCAAAUGUACUACAUGCACAUUGCUCUUUUACAUCGGGUCACAUGCUUUGGGUUGUGAUGCCUUUCAUGGCCGGAGGGUCUUGCCUUCAUAUAAUGAAAUCUGCUUAUCCAGAGGGCUUUGAUGAGCCAGUUAUUGCCACUCUUCUACGUGAGGUUCUUAAAGCUCUCGUUUAUCUCCAUGGUCAUGGACAUAUCCAUAGAGAUGUUAAGGCUGGAAAUGUCUUAAUUAAUUCUGAUGGAACUGUUAAGCUAGCGGAUUUUGGGGUCUCAGCUUGCAUGUUUGAUACCGGGAAUAGGCAACGUUCUCAAAAUACAUUUGCAGGAACUCCAUGCUGGAUGGCUCCUGAAGUAAUGCAGCAAUUAAAUGGAUAUAAUUUUAAAGCAGAUAUUUGGUCAUUUGGCAUAAUGGCACUGGAACUAGCACAUGGUCAUGCUCCAUUUUCUAAGUAUCCUCUGAUGAAGGUGUUGCUUAUGACCUUGCAAAAUUCGCCACCUGGUCUUGAUUAUGAAAGGGACAAGAGAUUUACAAAGACUUUUAAAGAUAUGGUAGCUACUUGCUUAGCGAAAGAUCCAAAGAAGCGACCCACCUCAGAAAAACUUUUGAGGCAUGCUUUCUUCACAAACGCUCAUUCCAAAGAAUAUCUAGUGCGAACGAUUCUGGAUAGCCUUCCUCCUCUUGGUGAUCAUUUUAGGCGACAAAAGGGAAAAGAGGUUGAUUUUCUUCUACAGAACAAGGCUCUGUGUGGAGGUAAAGAGCAAUUAUCACAGCAGGAGUUCAUUCGAGGAAUCAGUGGUUGGAAUUUUGAUCUGGAAGAAUUGAAAACUCAGGCCUCUCUUAUUAAGUCAUCAGAUGAUAAUUCAGAAGAUCGGGACAUGAAUCACAAAUUGAAGGAUGGACAUGAUGAGGUUGAUUAUACACGAGAGGCUCUGUCAACUGAAAGGGUUAGCCAGGAUAGCAAUGCAAGUUCAAGAGAAGUGUUGUCACUAGACCAAAUUAGUUUUUCUCUAUUUUCUUCUGCCUUAAUUAUUUUCAAACCCUUAUCACAUUUUUCUAGAUUUUCUGACAUCUCUCUUUUCUUAGGAUGGGCGUCAAGAUCUUCAGGAAUUGGGAGGUCUAUUUGCCUCUUCAUUUUCACUUCAUCCUCUUCAGGCACUAGAUCAAAUGCAGAAUCAGAAGUCCCAUGGGAACCAUCAUCCAUAGCAGAAGAUCUGAAUGCUGGCAACAACAGUGGUGGAAAUGGGGGGAAAAAAAAUCCUGUAUUCCAAAAUAUUGAUGUUCUUGGAUGCCAGAACUUUUUAAGUGGUUCUCUUCUACCAGAACGCAUUCUUUUGCUUCACAAGAAUUCUGAGAUGGAUGCAGAAAGGGAACAAAAAUAUAAAUGUGAAAGAAAUCAUAGUGGUCCUUUAUCAUACCGCCAUAUGAGAGGUUUCCACACCUAUACCUCAGCAAACAUGCAUGAUGAAUCAUCUGGAGGACUUGUCAUCCAACGUAAGGGGCGUUUCAAGGUCACUUCAUCGGAUGCUGGCUUGAAGGAAGAACCAUUGGUAGACUACUUGAUAAAUGAAGUUGGUGGAGUGUCAGCAAUUCCUACAGUAGACACUGCUGCAGUCCUUCCAUCUUUGCAAUAUUUGUUGCAGCAAAAUGCUAUGCAAAAGGAACAACUAAUUAAGUUGAUCAGGUGUCUGGAGCAAACAUAUACUAAUCAGAUGGAGCAUCCUGAUGCAGGCAAUACUAGCUUACUCCAGGGUAUAAAAUGGAAUACAAAAGAAAGGAAAGAAGAAGAAAUUAUAGGAAGGGGGAAGUGCUGCCUAACACCAUACCAGCAGCUCACACAAAAUCGCAAAGCAGACCUUCCCAGCACGCCCCAACACACACCAGGGCUCUCUCACGGGCCCAAAGCGAACAUCACAGACACAGGAAGGCCUACCCCUAAAAAAACAAGACUAUACAAUUAGAGUAAAUGAAGAAUCCAACACCCAGAAGAUGGGAGAUUCAUGAAGUAAUGAGGAGGCUGAUUGCUGUAAUGAAAUUUGUGUUGGCUCUUUCCAACAUUCUCUCAAAAAGAAAUGCACUUUUUUUGGUCUCCAAACAGUGCUUGAGAGAUAAAAUAGAAUACCGUUCAUUGUACAGAAUGCUGCAUGCUUCUAUCAGUUUCCUCUACCAUCAAGAGAUUGGAGGACGGAAAUGGAAAAUAGAAAAAGCCACGACUCCUGAUGGUUGUGCAGUCAGGAAGUCGCACAAGAGUUAGUACUUCGUAGUGUAGAUAGGAAUGAACUAUGAUUAGAUAAAAGAUGCAUGUAGUUAUAUAUUAUUAUGUAGUAGUUGAUUUAACCUAGAAUAAGACUCACAGAGAAAAGAACCUCAGCCUAUUUCCUGUUCGAGUCAGCUAGUGCAAAUGGAGCAUGUGCUCUAAGCCCCAUGAGAGUGUAAAUUCAGAAACAAAUAUGAAACAUUUUGGCAUUUAGCUAUAUGCAUCUGUACAUUUGGAGAUAUGUCUAUACGUCACAAGGCAAGCAACACUAGCUUGUCUUGAUAAUGGUGAUAUGGACGAUUCAGUAA
Messenger RNA from Phoenix dactylifera (date palm), 3148 nucleotides. The record is from RefSeq and is a predicted model, not a curated record. Lineage: Eukaryota; Viridiplantae; Streptophyta; Magnoliopsida; Arecales; Arecaceae.